GACGGUGCUCGGCUUCCGGCCUCGGCUUUGACGUUCGUCGCGGAGUCUCGCGGGGUCUCGCUCGCGUGGAAAGUCGCUACAACCGGGGGAGGGAGCGGGGAGAGAAAGGGAUCCGUGACGUGCUCCGGCCGGAGUCCGCCGAAGUCGUGUCUGCCUUUCUCUCUCUCGCGUUGUCUCUCUCUCUCUCUCUCUCCCGCUCUCUGUCUCGCUCUCGCGUGCGCCAAAAUGUCCGUGUACUCGUAAGAUUGUGCCCGCGCGCGCGCGGCCAUCGACGUCGACGACGAGGACGAGGACGAGGACGACGACGUUCGCUUCGCCCGUGAAAGGAAACCUACGAAAGUGUCGGGCGACGAGCGAGCGGCCAAUAAUGCGCAUACUGGACGCGCGGAGACGGCAGCGCGAGCGAUAGCUUUAGAUCUCAAAGAUUGCUGUGAAUUAGGCCAGAGCGUCUUGCAGGCAGCAUGAGCAAUCCUUAUCGAGCCAGACCCACCCACAGAUCUCGGGUGGAUCAUUCGGCUGCGUAUGGGAUGCACAAUCAGAAUAUGUGGAUGCCCGUGUCGAGGCCUCAGUCGGACGUUCCGCCGAACGAUACUAUCCAGCAGUCUCUCGUAAACCAAUCAAAACAUGCGAGCGACACGUGGAAGGAUCCGUGGGACUGGAAUCUGGAUAGCCAACAAUCGGAUAGCCAGCAGCAGCAGCAGCAAUCGCCACCGCAGCAACCGUCGCCACAGCAACAGCAGCAUUACGUACCCUCGUAUCAGAAUCAAGGGCAGCUGAUAUCCGGUUCCGCGCAAAACCAUUAUUACAAGAAUCUCAAUGGUAACACAUCCGACGUACUUAACCAGAACCCCGUGUCGGGCAGGAACACUCCCAGGGUCCCAGAGCCCGCUCGUCCGACCGGGACGAAUUACACGGACUCCUUUCCACCCUACGCGAACUAUAAUCAAAAUCAGCAGUAUCCGCUGCCGCCUCGGCCGAACAGCGCGAAAUCCGGUUACGAGCACGCUCAAUGGCCGAGCGAGCAUCCGUCGCAGAAUGCAUCUUACCCUCAGCAGAGGCUCGUGCCGCAGCAGAGCCAGAAGGAUCAGCCACCGAUGCCCCCGCCGCCGAUGGCGUCGCAUAAUUAUAACUGGAGCAAAGACGACGCGGCGAACUUGCCGUUGCAACGUAAUUGGCAGAAUCACACCGACACGCUGGGUCAGUGGCAGGAUCAAAACACGUCGUCGGAGAUGCAACAGCCAACGGUCGACAAUAUGGGCAAUCAGUCACAAGUGUACAGCGCGCCCGUUGAGGGAGUCAACAAGGAACAUUCCAUGAACUGGCCUACCGGUGGACAGCAAAAUAACGAAGCGGGCAACAAGUCUAACGUCGUAUCGAAUCAGUGGCAAAAUCGCGAGUCCCAGCAUCAAUCCGCGCAUUUAGCACAAGCAAAUAACGUGGAUGACACAUUCGCCUCUUGGCCGCAGUCGGGCAACGUCGUCAGUGCCGCGCACGAUUGGAGACACUCCAAGCCAAGCGAACCUUUACAUUCUACACAAUGGUUACAGCCAACGGGUGUGGAUAACAGUUCAUUCACGGAGAACGUGCCGCAGAAUAAUAACAGCACGAGAUUUGCCGUGAACGAGUGGCAACAGGUGCACAUGGCGCCGUUCAGUUACGCCCCAGCGUCCACGACCGUAGAAAAUAUUGUACAUACGCCCAAUAACAAUGAACAGCAGAAGAACGAGAAGCCGGCGGCGGUAGCGUCGUCUGUCGCGAGCACCGUGUCGCCCCACGAUUCGUUCAGCCACGCGAAAUCGAGCGAGAUCAAGCCACCGAUUGGAGACCACCAUAAUCUAAACGUAACUGAUGACACAUCACCGACGAGCGAUCCUUCUAAGACCGGCGAGAACGAUCGUUCUUUCGAUUCUAUAACGGCAGAGGAAUUAACCAGCAGUUUUGGCCAAUUUAAUCUCGGAAGCAAGUCGGGAAAACACGUGGAUCCUUUAGGCGAGGAGGUGCAUUCGAGUCCUAUUCUCCCCCCGGAAGGGAGAGCUCAACAUCCUGCUAAUUUUACAAAUAUUCGAGGUAAUCCCAUUCCCGACAACAUGCCCGUGCUACCACCGGCAUCAAGCGGCAUAGAGAAUUCUCAUUCGAUCGAUAGCCAGCCGCCAAUUGUCGGGCAAGAUCAUCUAAUAUCGAAUACAUAUCAGAGUGGCGCCGCUAAGGUAACGGACAGUAUCUCGCAAAGCGGAUAUGAUCAAUGGUACAAUCAAAACUCACUGGAGAACGCGUGGUAUACGAAGGAUCACUCGCGUCCACUGCCCAAGCAGUGGAACGCUCCUGAGCAGAACGUAGAGAACUACGAGAAUAUCCAGCAAACGUCCGACUUCAUAAACGUCGAGGUUGUCGCGCCUGCAACGCUGAAGGAGCGCGAUAUCUACGGUUCGCGGGAUUCCAUAAACAAGGAAACGUUGGACAACGAUCCUAAGCCGAGCGCGAGUCCCAAAGAAGCGACGAACAUUCGGGACUUCAGGGAGGAGGUGAACAACGUCGAGGUGUUGUCGAUGCAGCAGCAACAGCAGCAGCAGCAGCAGGCGCGGCCUCCUCAUCCACCUCUGGCGGAGCAGAUGCCGGACAACUACGAGUUCGCUUCGAACGACAGAAACACGUUUCUCGAGACCGGCGAGUUGACUGACUCGCAUCAGGAACACGAGCCGACGCCACCGAGUCAGGAUGACGAGAACGAUGAAGUGCCUAACGAUAUUCCCUUUCUGCGCGAAGUGCCAGGGCAAUCGAGUACCAUAGAUCCGCGCAGGAACGAUCCUACGGGUCAGGAGCAUCACGUGCAGACCGGCCAACGUUUGUCCGAUCCCAGGAGGAACGAUCCGUCGGGUCAGGAGCAGAGUAUGCAAGUUAGGAGUAUGCCUGACCGAGUGGAGCGUCGCGACGUUCUUCCGGGGCAAGAGAGGAAUGUUCCUCUGUUACUGCGAGGCGACUCGGACACUCUGGAGCGGCGGAACGAUCCUUCCGGCAGGGAACGUUCUCUGCCACCGCAACAGUCGCGAAACGAUCCGUCGGGCGAGGAGAGACAUCAGCUGCAGUCGCAGUUAAUGCUGGAGUCGAGCGAGACCCGUGAAGUGCUCGGCCGGGGCAACGAGCCCGACGAGGUUGCGCAGCAAACGGACGCGGAACUCAGGCAGAUACCAGGCGGAGCGUCCUCCAACGACGCCACGCAGUUGCCGGACGACAGAACAACAGGUGGUAGAGUCGUCACCGGCUCCCCGCCGGAGGUCCCCCCGACGAUGUCCGCGAUGCAGGAUCAGGCGAGCGAGUCGCGGAGCAAACGCGAGGAGGCGGUGGGCGCCUCUCUGGAGAGCAGCGAGAGCCAGGGUGUCUCCGGCUCCUCGAAUCGCCGGGAUUCCUACGAGGACGACGACGACGAGGGGUCUCGCAACAGCCGGGACGAGAGCAGGGAGAGACGGCGGGAGACGAGUCCCGAUCGCCGACGAUACGAAUACGAGCGGAAGAGCGCGUACUACGACCGCGAUCGUGAAUACGAGGAUGACUACUAUUACGAGCGCGGGCGACGCGUGGGCGACAAUGAGCGUCAGUAUAAUGCCCGCGACGACUUUGAGCGACGUGAUGCUUCCUAUCGAGACGACGAACGUAAGCAUCACAGUCGCGACGACUUGGAUCGACACGGUAGAGACGAUAUGGACAGAAGAGUCAGGGGAAAGGAGGAUCUAGAUGAAAGAGACGCCAGGAGGAGACCGGAUGACCGCAGAAGAGACAGAGGCGAAGAUCCACGUCGUCGAGACAGAGAUCCGAGAGAUUACGAUGCACGAUAUUCUAGAGAUCCUAGGGACAGAGAGUAUAUGGAUGGACGCGAAAGGAGGAGGGAUGACAGACGGUCUCGAAGAUACGACGAUUACGAUAGAGAUCCGUAUAGGAGGGAUUAUUACGACGAUCCUUAUGGAAGAAGUUCUAGACCUUCAAGUAGAUCUUCUUACAACGAUAGAGACCGUGAAUACUACAUGCGUGGAAGGGAUUCUUAUUAUGGAUACAAUGGAUACAGUGGAUAUGAUUAUAGUGCUCAUUACGGUAACAAUUAUUACGCAUAUCUUGAAAACCUGCGUCGAACGAAUCCUGCCGCCUAUUCCGAGUGGUACCACAAAUAUUAUGCCAGCCAACAGCAGCAGCAGCAGCAGCAGCACAUCGCCAGAGGUGUCGGCAAUUAUCCGGAGGACAGAGCCAGCGUUCACUCCGGCCGUAGCUCCUGUGACGACAGGACUGGUGAUAAACGAACACUGGGUGAUAUGUCAUUGGAAGAUUCGAUGAUUACAUCUGCUCGAUUGACACCGACUAAAUAUUCCACGUCUCAUGCAUAUGGAUGCUUUUCCAUUGGAUCUUUGGUACAUGUUCAUCCAAGCUAUCCAGCUGAUGGCGAGAGAGCUAAAGUGGACAUUUUCCGCGUAGAAAACUUACUCUUGCACGAUCCUAUUGCACGUGAUUUACGAUUAUAUCCAGGACCUUUAAUCAAUGGCGUAACGCACAAGAAGACUAUCAUAGAAUAUUGCGAAAAUAAAAUUAAAAAAGCAGUGGUAAACGAAGAAAUGAUCGAUCGCGCUUCGUACAUCUUGCUGUACGAAUUGAUGAUUAUGUUAAUUCAACAAAAUGGGAACGUAGUCGGCGUCGACAUUGCCGGGCUCUUGCUGCGUAACAAGGAUGCUUAUCCUUACGACGCGAAUAAAUGCAGGUCUCAGGAUGUAGGACGCAGAGAAUCGCAGAUAUCGCAACGAUCCGGUGCGACGGGCAGCGACGGAAGUACCCAGGAUAUUUCAGUGUUAUCCGAGAAAACUGAAACCAAACAGCGAAAAACUGUAGAGCAAAUAACAGACGAAUUCAGAGAUACGUUACUUUACGGACGGGUUCAAGAAGCAUUAGAAUACGCGAUGAACGAAGGACUUUGGGGCCAUGCUCUCUUCCUGGCUAGUAAAUUGGAUAAACGUACUCACGCUUCUGUGAUGACUCGUUUUGCAAACAGUCUACCACCGCACGAUCCACUGCAGACCCUGUAUCAACUGCAUUCUGGUCGCGUACCUGCUAUCGUCACGUGCGUUGCGGAUCCACGCUGGGACGAUUGGCGGCCUCACCUAGCUAUGAUUAUUUCUAAUACCUCGGCCAAUCCAGAAGUUAAUCGUCGAUCAAUAACGACUCUCGGGGAUACAUUAUUCGCGAGGGGCGAUAUCCACGCCGCACAUUUCUGCUACAUACUCGCGCAAAUUGAUUUCGGCGCUUACGGAACUAAUGGAGUUAAGCUCGUGUUGAUCGGCGCCAACCACAAUAAAUCGUAUUCCGAAUUCUUCACCAUGGAAGCUAUCAUGUUAACGGAGAUUUACGAAUACGCUCGGAACCUCAGCGAUCCGUGUUUCACAUUAGUAGAUCUUCAAACAUUCAAGUUCGAUCUAACCGUGAAGAUGGUGGACUAUGGACUGAUAGAAAAGGCUCUAUUGUAUAUCGAACAGAUUGCAACGAAUAUCGCCAACGAUCCGUCGAAGUACAAGAAAUCCUUCAUCAAAGCGGUUUAUGUAUUGGGCGACCGAAUUAAAUAUCACGAUCCAGUCUAUAAGGACGCGAUCGAAGACGCUGCGAAUGUAACGUGGCUUAAUAAAUUAGCAGAGAUAGUUGGAAAAUAUGAGGACGAGCAGAGUGUCGAAGAUGAAACGUACGAUUCCCGUACUAUGAUCGAAAAUCAGGAAAUUCAUGAAAUGAAACAUCAGCAACAGCAGCCAUUGCAAAUACCGCCACUAUCGUCGCAACAACAAUGGAACACUCUUCAACCCGAUUACAGUGACGGGCCUACAUCGAUGAUGGAAGUUAAUACGAGUGAAAACCAAUCAGAUUGGCAACCAUUAUCUUUGCCCACGAACAUUCAAGAUACGUACGAUCCGAACGUGCAGUACAUGAGAAACGUGGACGAAUCCGUUCAGUACCAGCAGCAGCAGCAACAGGAUUACUGGAGCCAGCAGCCAUAUUAUCAGAAUAAUUACGGAAGAAGUGAAACUAUGCCUAAUUGGCAGCAGCAGUCUGCAGGAUUAACCACCGAUCAGACUGACGUAACCAACUCGCAACAACAAGACAAAUGGAACUAUGAGCCUGCGCAGCCAAUCAUCUCCAUGACACCGUCGACCGGUAAGCAGUACGAUCCAUUGGAGGAAUUGGACGCGCUUGAGACCACACGAUCGACCGCUAAGCCCGCGGCGGACACGAAGAAAACGGCGGAGAAAACGGCUGAUAAGAAACCCUCCAACGGUGGUGGCUCUUGGUUCGGUGGUUUUUUCAGUAAACUCACGCCCAAGCCGAAAAAUCAAAUGAUAUUGCCGGACGAUAACAAUCCAACGAUUGUAUGGGACUCGGUCGCUAAGAAGUGGAUAAACAAGGAUGAGGACGGCGACAGCGGUGGCGGGACGUUGGUCCCACCGCCGAAAACGGCCGACAUGAGUUUCCGUGCGCCGGCGAUGGAGCGCGGUUCGCAGCCGCCUCUACCGAGUGCGCACAACGAGGAUAUCGCACCAGCGACAGAUAUUUCAAAAUUGCCUACCGGUAGCAAUAUGUUCAAACUGCCAAAGGGUAGGAAUAUGCGUGCCAACUACGUAGACAUAAUGAAUCCCGGCGGAAAGCCCAAAGGUAGCGCGGCAUCGUCUAACGUGACCACCCCGAUAACGUCUCCGCUGGCUACCUCGUCCCCGCAGAUGUUUGUCCCUGCGCCAAUCAAUGAUCCAACCGCUCCCGUGGAUUUCCUGACUCCGGCAGCAACACCGCCGUCUGGAAACGCCGUCGCGGAGAACAACACCCCACUCUCUCGCUGGAGCUCGACCAGCUCGUUAUCACGAGAGGUGCAGAGCUACACAAUGAGGGAUCCGCGACUCCUUCAACGGAACAAGGGACCAAUGAUGUUCAACCCGAGUGAAAUGAAGGAUCGUUCGGUGAAGAACAUGCCACCUAGCAGAUAUCAUCCACGAUAAUUUUUUGCGACCGCUUACGAGAGUAUAGUUUGUUAUUUAAAUUAGGAAUUUUUCUUAUAGUUGUAUUAUAAUUAUAGUUGUAUUUAAUGUGAAUAUCUGUUCUUGUAUAGAAAACGUGACAAUAGUACAUUUUUUUUGUAGUGCGCACAGUGCACACAGUUUCUUUCGAAAAGGUGUGCAUACCUAAGCGACGCAAAAGUUCAGAAGAUAUGGCAUCUUUUUAGAUGCCUCCUCCGUUCUUCACAGAUUCGAGUUGUCUAGAUAAAUUUUUACAUUUGGAAUUCUGUUCAAGUUUGUUUCUUUGUUAUAUUUAUCGUGUCGAAUUAAAUUAUAUAUUACGUUUAAAUGUAUUCAGAAUGAGAUUUUCACGCGAAUCACGCGAUACAGGAGACAAUUUUAGCGAAUGCAAUGGUGGCGCAAAUAAAUUAAAUCCGAGUAUACGUUUAAUGAUUUUUAAAUUAAAAGCUUCCAUUAUACACCAAGGAUUCAGAAAAUAUGCUCCUUUCUGACCAAUUCUCGCGGAAUGUUCUUUUGUAUGCAAUGUAAUGAAUUUAUUUGGAUGUUACGCACCGAUUUCCAUUUUUAUUAAACGCAUAUUUCCAUCAAAUGAUUACCUAUACAUUUGCUGAUCGUCGUUCAUUGUUAAUCAUUAUGGAAAUAUGCGAGUGCAUUCCCGUUACUACGUUCGUCUAGCUUGUAAGUAAAAUCGUCAUCGGUACCGGAUUCGAUGUCACGCGAACUGCGAGCGAGUUUGAAUUACGUGAGUGAGAUGUAAAGUUGAUAUUUUUACGUGCAACCUGUAAUCAGAGAUCUAUCUAAGUUACAAUUAAAUAAUCCCUCGCUUCGAAGAGUAUCUUAAAAAUGUGUGACGAUAGAGAGAGGAGUGUUAGCGUUAAUUAUAGCUUAGCUAUAUCGCAGAAUUUGUUACAACACGGCCUCGGUAUGUGCUGUAAUUCUAAGUCUGAUUUUAUAUGUACGGAGAAAAGAAGGGAGUGUCGCGCAGUGCCGAUAAAUACGAGAUGUUAGGGAUAUGAAAAUUUUAUCGAGGGUAAGAGGGGAGGGAGGGUGAAAUAGCGCGUUAAGUAUAUGAUAGGGGUACUAUUGUCAGACGUCGGGCUUAUAUAUUACGAAAUAAUAUUGAUACACCAAUAAAUACGCAACUGCCAUCAACGUGCGGAUAGUGCGGAAUGCAUAACGAGUUUGUAACGCGUUAGAUUUGUAAGAUAAUGUCCAUUGGUGUCUAUCGUCGCGAGGAAGUCUGAUAGUCCUAGUGUGCUGAUAAGGGAGAGCGAAGGAUCCUAGCAAAGAAAAUAGGGAAGAUGAUUUUAGUGGCUUUUCCGUGUACAUUGGGAUGUCUCUAUCGAAAAAUAAAUGUCCUGGCAGAUAUAUAUUUUUCGGUGAAGUGUGAGUACCUUCGCAAGUAAAGGCUCUUUACUUGGCUCAAUCUAUCGUCGCCCUACGCUUCAUCCUACGUGGAUACUGUUGAUUAUACAAUUUUAGAUUCUUUUGUUGAAGAUAUUAUCGAUUUCUCUCGCUGAUAAACGUCCCGUAAUAUUGUCAAGUAAGAUUGAGAAACUCGACAAGAGUCUUUUGGAACGGUAGCAAAUUUCCAUUUGCCAUUGACCACAAUUAGAAGUGACUGGUUCUAGGAAUAGAUUUUUGUAAAUUGUGACACUCGUAAUACAUUUUAUAUCUGUGACAUAUGAAUUAGGUAUAUCUUAGGUGCAUAUAUUAUAAUGUAUUAUGAUAUUAUAAUGUUAUCGUAUUAUAAUAUAUAAUAUAAUUAUAAUAUCAUAAUAUGUACAUGUUACAACACACAUGUUGAUACUGUUGCAGAAACGUCGUGUGUAAGUUUUAUAUAUAUAUAUAUGUAUGUAUAUGUGAACUCUAAGAUUUGUACAUACUUUAAAUGUAGCUUUCGUAUAAACUUGUCCUAUCGCAAUUGUUUAUAUAGAGAAUUCGCGUUUGUUUUUUAAAUACCGAGACAAAGAAACGAAUCCCGCGUUAUGCCGCCGUCGCCGAAAUGUAAGAAUAAACCAUCUCUAUUUGUGGUGAAUGGCAACUUAUUGCGACCAACAUCGCCGUUAACUAGCUGAUCUAUGAUGAACUUUCGAAAAGUUGAAAUAUGUUGUAUACGGCACGUCUGUAAUCCUUACACGCGAUCGAGCUUAAGUUAAGAAUUCGGGUGGCGAUGCAGAAUGUGCAAUCUACCGUUUUUUUUUCGCUUUUCCUUUUCUUUAUUAUUUGCCAUUGUUUGCUCGUCGCGCGAAAACGCGAGAUAUUAAUGUAAAAUGCGAUCGGCUUUCUUGCCUGUGAAAGCGCUCGGAAUGGUAUUAUACAUCGCGUCGGGACGGCGAGCGAGAAGAAAAAAGAUUUUAAGAUUAACGUUAAAGUUGAACAGAAGUAUUAUAAUUAAAUUGUAAUUGUAAUGUAUGUAUAGGUCGGUUUAUGGAACGAUGCGGUAUCGUCUUUGAUGUAACAUAUUGCUAUAUUAUAUACGUUCACGCACCUUCGAAUUCCGAAUUGAUGUACGUAUAUGGGGGAAUAAAAUUGCGGAUUACAAUGAUAAUAACAAUAGCGAUAAUCUAUACUGUAUAUUAUUAAUAUUAGGAUUCACUGUCAUAAUUAUUAUUGACAUUAUAAUAAAGAAUAUUAAGAAUUGA
Molecule: messenger RNA, 9670 nt
Organism: Wasmannia auropunctata (little fire ant)
Lineage: Eukaryota; Metazoa; Arthropoda; Insecta; Hymenoptera; Formicidae
Gene: Sec16
Exons: 17
Coding region: 462-7007 (2181 amino acids)
Biological process (GO): COPII vesicle coat assembly; autophagy; Golgi organization
Cellular component (GO): endoplasmic reticulum exit site; ER to Golgi transport vesicle membrane
Source: RefSeq, a predicted model, not a curated record